Molecule: messenger RNA, 2997 nt
Organism: Acanthoscelides obtectus
Lineage: Eukaryota; Metazoa; Arthropoda; Insecta; Coleoptera; Chrysomelidae
Source: the annotation of a GenBank genome assembly
CAGUGUGGAUUACUAGAACGCGGCCGAUUCCAGUGUGGAUUACUAGAACGCGGCCGAUUCGAUAAACGCGUCAGUCAAAACAGCUGUUUGUCUUUACCCUAACUUGAUGGUAAUAAAGCGCGACGCUACGUACCCAAAAAAUACCGCGAUUAUAUCGCGGUAUUAAAAUACCGACCCACCUCUACUUUUUGUUACUGACCUAACCUCUCUGCCUUCUCUGGAAUAAAACAAAUGUGCGGUCGUUCUAAACGAAGUGUUUACGUUUCGCAACUUAUUUUAUUAGAAAAGACCUCGUGUAUUCAAAUGUAAGUCCGGUCGGGCCGCCAGCAUGCCUCUGCAAAAUACUCAAGUAGAAGAAGCACUUUCUUCCAACGACGAAGUAAUAAAAGGAGUGCUAUCUCACAUCCUUAACCUCAACAUACAUCAAGAAAGCAAUGAUAAAACAAUAAUUAGCUCACUAAAUAAGCUUAUUUCUACCUCAAAAACUCGCUUACAAGGCUUGGAAAUCCUUCAUUUGAUCAUUCAUCAUUGCACCCCCAGUGUAAUAACUGAAAAUGCCUUGCACUGGUUGAGCCAUUGUAUAGUAAAACAUCCUGGGGAUGAUCUCGCUGAAGCCAAACUUGUCACGAUAGGCUUGAUAGUGAAAUAUGCUACUACUGACCAGGACUUCACCAAAAAGUUCAUCACAGACCAUAUAUCCAAGGUAUUAGAUAUGUGUAUCAGUGCCAAAUCAAAUCCAUAUGAGAUUGCCGCUGCACUUGAAACUCUAACUAUAUGCAUGAAGAACUACCCCGUCUGGUUUACACAGCAUAAAGGGAGAAUUGAGAAGUAUCUUGAGACCUUUUUGGAUUGUACAGAUAAAGACAUGUUAGUAAAAGCUGCUCAAUGUUGCCAUUACUUACAACAGGUGGGAAACGCAGGUAUAGAUGGUAUUACCCACAGGAUGAAUUUUUCAACUACAUUCACCAAAUUAUGUGUGACUGCUCACAAGUUACUUGAUGACUUCUUUGAAAAUGAAUCUGAAAUGGAGCACUAUAAUAUACCAGUUGAAGAGCAUUUUGAAUACCUGGAACUGCAUUUAGAUAGCCAGAAAGUAUUGCAAGUUACAGCAAAUCGCAUCACAAAUUGCUUGCAGUUUUUAAAGACAAUGUUGCUAGAGGGCUAUCCAGUAGCUAAAGAAAUAAAACCAUUAGAAUUACUGAAUCUAGUGAAAAGAGGAUGUGCAAUACAUAAAUGUGCUUCAGCGAAUCGAGAAAACUCAUUGGAUGAUUAUAUUUUUUCUGUAUUGCUCACUAAUAUACAAGUGAAGCUUCUGCAGUUAUUGAGAAUUUUUAUUUUCUGGGGUCAAAGUAACCUGUUUCCUUAUUCAUUUAUGGUGACAAAGGUACUUGUGGAUGCUUUCAAUAGAAACCAAAGCUGCAAUUGUUUCAAACAGAAUCAGGUAUAUCAAGAGACUGUAUUCAAAGUAUUGAAAUACUGGUUUCAAGUUUCAAAAUGCAGUGUAAAACCACAGCUCCAGGAACAAAUUAUAAUAGGAAUUAUAAGUGAAAUUGAACCAGCAAAAUCUACUAUUAGUCUGAGUAUAAACACUGAAAUCAAUCAAAUGAAAUCAAAAAAAGCUAGAAGGAAAGCUGUACUGGAAAGUGUAUUAGGAAAUAAUAAAAAGCACAAUGUUAUAACUCAGGGAGAAAGAGACAUUGGGACAAACUCUUGUAAUAUUGCCUUGGACUUGUUGACACAGAUUCUAGAGUCAUCUGUACUGAGUGUGAAACCAACUUUGGUUCAGGUAAGAUUAACCAUUACUUCUAUUUUUUUAUCGAGUUUAUUGUUUCCAAGUUAUUUUUCUUAUUUUAUACAACACACGACUUUCAUCGAGAUCCAAGCAGUGGGUUAAAUAAUCUAAGGCAAAGUGAAUUAUUUGUUUUUUAGGAACUAUUUUGCACUGUAGUGGGUACCUUACUUGAACUAAGUUCGGGCAAAGUGACAGACCCAUAUUCAGACAUAGGCUGUCAAAUAAAACUUUACAAAGUCUUAGUUGCAUUUUAUGAGCAAGAAUAUUUGAAAAUCUACCCACCACUGCAACUAACGAUGCAGGUACUAAACAAAGGCACCAGUAAUAAAAAUCGUCAUAUUGCUCUGAUUUGCGAAAGGGGUAUCAGUAUUUUGGAAAGAUUGUGCCAACCAAUUUCCCCAUCGUUGGAUGUAGAAACAAUUGAUACAGCUGCAACCUCAAGCAGAUUUGAGGCUGCUCCUGAACAGAAUUUGGAUGACGAAAAUGUUCAAAUAGAGAUAGAAAGUUUAGGCAGUGUAAGCAGUGCAAUUGAGGCUGUGCAUGUAGUGGACACAGAACCACCUGAAGGUAUAAAGGUUUUUGUUGAAGAACCAAAAACUGCCGUUUUCGAUGACGGUCAAAGUGUAGACAUUGAAGUUGCUAGUAUAGCUGGUCCUAUUGAAGAAACAUUCAAUGUCAUAACAAAUGAGUCAGACUUAAACGAGAGCCUUCCUCCUGAAGGUACUGAGAGACUGUCUGGUGUGGAAAUAGAAGAUUUGAGUGAAGAUGCAGAAAGUGAAUUAAAAACAGAUUCUCCUGCGGAAGAUGAAGCUAAGGUGAACAUUUUGGAUGUAACAGUAAUCAAAAUGAGCCUUUCACAAAAUGGAAUAGAUAAUGAACCAAUAUCCCCCAAUACAAAUGAUGUACAACAGAAUGGAAACACGACAGACACUGCUGAAGGUGACAUAGAAAUGAACAGAAAGCAUCAAUCGAACGACUGCGAGGUAGAAAAUGAUGAGAGCGAAACGCCUAAAAAGAAAAUGAAACUUGUUGAUAAAGCUGAUCUAAGUGUAAAACUAGAAGAUUUCCAGGAUGAGGUUUUAGAAGGUGAUGGCGGUUUUGUGGAUGAAGUACGUGAAUAUUAACCAUAGAUUUCAGCGUAAUUUGUUUUAUGUAAUACCUCUUUUUUCCAAUAAACUGACAAAGAACAAAAAAAGAAAUAUAAG